Messenger RNA from Acyrthosiphon pisum (pea aphid), 2326 nucleotides. RefSeq lists its product as uncharacterized. The record is from RefSeq and is a predicted model, not a curated record. The annotation marks the transcript as partial. NCBI's taxonomy places the organism in Eukaryota, Metazoa, Arthropoda, Insecta, Hemiptera, Aphididae. The transcript has 4 exons.
GAACAUGCGUCAGGUGUGGCUGGCAGAAAGAGCCCUAGCCGAUCCUGCAGCUUUGCCACCUAGACCAGUAAGAAUGCAUUUCGUUGAAAAUGCGGCCCGGGAUAGGGGCCGAAACAACCUGCCUACCGCAAAUGAAGUUGCGGCCGUGUUCGUAGGUGAAGGUGGUCUUCCUCCCAGAAAUAUCAAUCUGGUCAUCUACGACACCAAUCCAAUCGACCGGCAACAGCGGACGCAAUAUAUACCAGCGGGGUCGUGUCACUCGGAUCCCAUGUUAUAUCCGCUUUUCUUCCCGUACGGCGAGGCCGGUUGGCAUAACGGGAUGUUGCAAGAGGGCCCUAGACGAAAUAAUGUCCGAAGUCGAAACACUAUUAGAGAGUUUGCGUGCUACCGUUUGGGCAUUCGGUAUGAGGGAAAUAAUGACACUAGGCAUCAACAGUUCAGUUCAAUACAUCAAGGCCGGUCUUUGUUGCACAUGUAUGUGUGCGACGAAUACGUUCAAAUGGAAUCAAACAAUCUGAACUACAUACGUCGGAAUCAGAGGGAUCUCCUAGCCGAAGCGUAUCAAGGGCUCAUGGACCAUGUGAACCAACACCUCAUCAUCGAUCCUAUGGCGGUCGGCCGUAGGAUAAUUUUGCCGUCGACGUUCGUGGGCAGCGACCGAUACAACAAAAUGUGUUAUCAAGACGCUAUCACCAUGGUCCGUAGCAAAGGCAAACCCGACCUGUUCAUAACGUUUACGUGCAAUCCCAGGUGGCCGGAGAUCACAGAAAACCUGGCGGCUCACAGCGUUGCCAAUGACAGGCCUGAACUGGUGGCCAGGGUGUUCAACAGGAAACUACAGGAGCUACUAGGUGACCUAACUGUUAAUCGUGUGUUUGGUAAUGUUUCCGCUUACGUUUAUACAAUCGAGUUUCAGAAACGCGGUCUGCCCCAUGCGCACAUACUCGUAAUCCUGGAGGAGGAUUGUAAGUUCCGCACGGCGGCGGACGUCGACGACGUGGUUUGCGCCUAUUUGCCGGACCCGGCAACCGCCAGGCGCUUACACGACUGCGUGAAGUCCCACAUGAUCCACGGACCGUGUGGAACAGUCAACCCGCAAUGUCCGUGUAUGGUGAACAACAGUUGUUCAAAAGAAUUCCCAAAAGCGUACGCAGAGGAGACUGUGUACAUUGCGGACGGCGGUUAUCCAAAGUACCGCCGGCCGAACGACGGCCGUGUGGUACUUGUGAGAGGUCGUGAGGUCGGUAACGAGUGUGUAGUGCCUUACAACCCUUACCUUCUGGUCAAGUACGACGCACACAUCAACGUCGAAAUCUGCACGUCCAUAAAGAGCGUCAUGUAUAUCUACAAGUACAUAUACAAGGGACACGACCGUGUGACAUUGGAGGUUCGAGACCAAGACGAAAUAGCCAAUUACGUCAACUCGAGAUACGUCAGCCCGCCAGAAGCCGUCUGGCGAUUGUUUUCGUACCACUUACACGGCAAAAGUCACGUGGUCGUCAGGCUUCCUGUUCACCUGGAGGGUCGUCAGAACGUGUACUUUGCGCCCGGCCAAGAAGAAGAAAGGCUACAGAACCAAGCUGUACGCCACACGAAACUCACGCAGUUCUUCGCGCUCAACGCGACCAACGCGGAUGCUCGACAAUACUUGUACCACGACAUACCGACGCAUUACACCUGGCACAUUCCACGGCCAGAAAGAAAUCUCGGCAAUAUCAAACAAUGGUGUCCGCGGCUGAUUCGGAUGGCAAACGUUACAUUGGCUCGGAUGUACAUAGUGAACCCACUGGACCGGGACCGUUUCCACUUAAGAUUGCUACUUCUGAACCGAAGAGGCCCUCAGUCCUUUCAAGACUUAAGGACGGUUGACGGGGUCGUUCACGAAACAUUUACGGCGGCUGCAGUUGCACUCGGACUAUUGGAAGACGACCGAGCGUGGCGGGAUUGCUUGACGGAAUCGGCGACGUUUGACACACCGCGGCAACUGCGGUACCUGUUCGUCACUAUAUUGGUGUUCUGCCAGCCCUCAAACUCGCGGGCGUUGUACGAGGCGAACGAAGCAAACCUGAUGGAGGACUUCAAACGGCGUCUCCAAGACGUCGACCGCGCGAGGGCCGCGUGUCUGGCAGCCAUCGAGGAUCUACUUCGUGCGCAAGGAAAGUCACCGGUCGACUACGGCCUUCUAAGGCAUUUAUUGCCGAAAGACAAGAACCACCAGCCGCCGUCGUCAUCGAUUCAUAGGGCGUCUACAGUUUGUAUAAACAAAUUAAACAUGGCAUUAAAUUCUGGUAUUCUCUUAAAUGGUAUUCUCCAAUUCACAACUUAA